CCUUCAAAUAAAGAAAGUGUGUACAGCCCUACCUUCGCUCCAUGAUCGGAGGAAGAGGCCUCUGGAGAGAUUAUACUGCAAUAGUAUGGAAUUCAUUAUACAGCACUGUUUUCACCUAUAGAUCUUGAAACAUUUUACAAUGGAAGCAGAAAAGUCCGAACCCCAUGACUCCACUGUCUCAGGUCUAAAAGGGCAGAUUGGUAAGGUCAGAAUGCCCGAGAUUGGUGAGUAGGGACUCUGUGCAUGAAGAAGAAGGGGAUCUCACCUGUUUAAAAUCUGGAGCAAAUCAGCGAGAGAGGAAAGAACAGCGGUGGCAGAGCAGCUGUGUGUCUGAGCUGAGAAGCAGAGAGCAUCUAGCAGCAACAGCAGAGAGUGAUCCCCAAACUCCCCCUCGCACGCGACCCAGCCACCAAGUACAUGCCUGGCUGGUACAAAAGGGACUGACAGGGAUUCUAGAAGCAAUGGAUUUGCAACAGCUGAUGAACUCCCUGUGAGAGGAGGGAGAGGGAAGAUUGCAGUCGAGCCCACCCCCCCCCCCCCCACAUGAGAGCAGGAGGUGAGCACUGGCUCUUUGUGAGCGGCAGGCUGCAUAAGAAGAAAAGUGGUGGUGGGAAAAUGCCAGGCUGCCUGCAGGAGACUUGGAAAGGAGCGAAAGCUUGGAGCACUUAUGACCGGCGAUAUAGCUGCGCUUGUAAGAGUUCAAAAGCUGGAAGGGUCGCAGUUUGUGUUUCCGAGAUGCAAGAGGAGGAAUAAAGAGGAGGCGGUUUGUGUGCCGAUGGGGACGUAGCACCAAUGAGAUCUCUGGGGACAGCAGGACAAAGGGAACUCAUGGAUGGGCUUUACCUGCUAGGAGCGGGAGAUGGGCUGGAGAUGAUCAAUGACACCCUCAGCAAGAAGAGUUGGGUGGAGGACGACAACUCGGAGCUGUCCCUGCGGGUGGUGAUGGCUGCCCUGCUCUUCCUCCUCAUCCUCUCCACCUUGCUGGGCAACACCCUAGUGUGCAUGGCUGUGAUCAAAUUCCGGCACUUGCGCUCCAAGGUCACCAACUUCUUUGUCAUCUCGCUGGCCAUCUCCGACCUGUUCGUGGCCGUGCUGGUGAUGCCAUGGAAGGCAGUCGCUGAGGUGGCUGGCUUCUGGCCUUUCGGGGGCUUCUGUGAUGUCUGGGUGGCCUUUGACAUCAUGUGCUCCACAGCCUCCAUCCUCAACCUGUGCAUUAUCAGCGUGGACAGGUACUGGGCCAUCUCUAGCCCAUUCCGCUAUGAGAGGAAGAUGACCCAGCGGGUGGCUUUCAUCAUGAUUGGGGUGGCUUGGCUGCUCUCCAUCUUGAUCUCCUUCAUCCCUGUGCAGCUGAGGUGGCACAAGGCCAACGAGCUCCUUGCUCAGCAGGAGCCAGGCUCCAACUUCACACAGGGCUCAGAGGAGAACUGCGACUCCAGCCUUAACAGGACCUAUGCUAUCUCCUCAUCCCUCAUCAGCUUCUACAUCCCCGUUGCCAUCAUGAUCAUCACAUACACCAGGAUCUUCCGCAUCGCUCAGUGGCAGAUCCGCAGGAUCUCCUCUCUGGAGAGAGCUGUGGAGCAUGCCCAGAACUGCCACAGCAAUGACUGCCCCCACGAGGCCUCCCUGAAGAACUCUUUCAAAAAGGAGACCAAAGUCCUCAAGACCCUCUCCGUCAUCAUGGGCGUCUUCGUCUUCUGCUGGCUGCCCUUCUUUGUGCUCAACUGCAUGGUGCCCUUCUGCAACCUUGACCUGCACAAUCCCAGGGAGUUGCCCUGUGUCAGCGAGACAGUCUUCAACAUCUUUGUCUGGUUUGGUUGGGCCAACUCCUCCCUCAACCCCAUCAUCUACGCCUUCAAUGCUGACUUCAGGAGGGCCUUUGCCACCAUCCUGGGCUGCAGCCGUCUCUGCCCCAGCAACACUGUGGAGACGGUGAAUUUCAGCAACGAGCUGGUCUCCUACCACCAUGACACCACCUACCAGAAGGACGUGGUGACCCUCAGCUACCCGCACCUUCUCCCCCAUGCCACCCUGCAGGCAGAAGACAAUGAGCUGACUUUUGACAAAGUGUCUCAGAUCUCCCAGACCUCCCACAACAACCAUGCCGAUGCCGUCUUGCCAGCCGUGGUCCACGUGGAGUGCGAGAUGGAUAUAUCACUGGAGAAGAUCACUCCCUUCACCUCCAGUGUGCUGGAUUGAAAGGGGAUCAGGAGAGGGAGUAGGGGCGGGGAGAAGGGCUAUGGCAGAGAGACGUCUGCAGCAAUCGCCCAGUUUCUGGGGAGUGUGCCUAUAGGGGAGGGAUGGGGAGAGGAAUUGCUACCCCUCUGGCUGGGAAGGAGUUUGUAUGUAUGUAUUAGCAAAUAUGUUGGUGUCUUCCUUUGUUUCUCUGAUAUACUCAGAAAAGUGACUUUCUAGGGGACUGGAUGGCUCGGGGGAAUGGCGCUUUUCACCUCAAGUCCAUGGGUUCAAACCCAGGGCCAACCCAAGUUGAUAGUGAAUGGAAGUGGUUGAUGUGGAAUUGGGUUUGUUUAGUUUGGAAAAGAGAAGACUGAGAGGGGACAUGAUAGCAGUUUUCAGGAAUCUAAAAGGGUGUCAUCAGGAGGAGGGAGAAAACUUGUUCACCUUAGCCUCCAAUGAUAGAACAAGAAGCAAUGGGCUUAAACUGCAGCAAGGGAGAUUUAGGUUGGACGUUAGGAAAAAGUUCCUAACUGUCAGGGUAGUUAAACACUGGAAUAGAUUGGCUAGGGAAGUUGUGGAAUCUCCAUCUCUGGAGAUAUUUAAGAGUAGGUUAGAUAAAUGUCUAUUAGGGAUGGUCUAGACAGUACUUGGUCCUGCCAUGAGGGCAGGGGACUGGACUCGAUGACCUCUCGAGGUCCCUUCCAGUCCCAAAGUCUAUGAGUCUAUGAGUGCCUUAUGUCAAGUGAGUUUGGUGGGUCUCAGUGUAGUUCCUAGGAAAAAGAAAAAUCCCUUGUCAUAGUUGUCAGUAGCUUCCUCUGGGAAACCAUGGACUUGAACAGGCCCCUGAGACGGACUUUCCCUCUCAACCCAUUUGGGGGGGAAGAGGGAGUUUGCCCUACUGCUGCUUCUCCCAGUCCUAUGGCGAAACAAAUGCUUUCACUCUCCCAGGCUACUAAAGUGACACAGAAAAUGCAACAAACCAGAGGGACUGCUGCCUGCAUGAUUGUUCAUUGGAGCGGGCCAGGCUGGGUAAUGCUAUCAGCUCCAUGGUCUGACAGCCCUACCUAUCCUGUCAGCCUUGAACUGUGGAGACCAACUUCUCUUGUGACGCCUGUGUAGGGGAGAUAGAAUUGCUUUACAAGCCACCUUAAUCCUGGCCUUUUCCCCAGCCCCCUCGCUCACAUCUAUGUGCUUGUACUACAGGCAGCCAUCCCCUGAGACUAGCAAACAGGGAACAGGCAGCUAGGACACCUGGGCUCUGUUCUUGGCUUUCGGAGGGGAAGAUGGUCUAGAUUUUAGAGCAGGUAACCCAAGAGUCCUGACUCCCAGCUCGAGGGGAGUGUUUAGAACAAGGUGCUGGGUAUUAGGAAGUUGGGAUGCUAAGGCAGAAAAGUGGUGUUGCCAUGUUCUCUUGCCCCUCAUUGGGAAGUUGAGUAAAUAGGCACCAGUUCAUCUGUGAGGAGGUGUCUCUCCUCCAUCACUCUGGCUCAGGCAGAUUAUCUUCCAGGCCAAUACAAAUACAUGGCCCACUGGAUUGGAGCUUUCAGGUUGCACUAGUCUGCAGUAAUGGGCCCAAAGGCUGUACCAGGCUGUAGUGCUUUGGCUCAUUGCUGUAGGAUGCUGGGUGCUAAGGGUUUGGUCCUGCAUUUGGGGCAGAACACACUUUGGUCCUUUCUCCACUUGCACUUAUGCCGUGUUCAGUUCUACUGCACCUGUUGCUUAUCACUGUUGUCAGCCAAAGGGGCAUUUUCUGUGGCAGCGGAGGUUACUGACUCCAGUCUGAGUCCUUUGUAUGCAGGGAGUGGAGGAAAGAGUCAGACUCCUCGUUUUAGGGGGAAGAUGUUGAUCUCAAGUUGUUAAUCUCUUUCUCCUAUCCUCCAUCAAUUAUCCUUGCUCUAGUCUCUUUCUUCUCCAUUUUCCCUGCAGUCUCUGAACUUCCCAGUCUUUCCAACCCCCUUCCACCCCCACUCCCCACCUCUCCGCAUUACAUUAGAUCCCGGUGCACUGUCUCAUUUCAAUAACAAUAGCUUUUUGAGUAUCUCUGUUUCCUCACUCAUCUGUACUUUUAAAUUAGCAUCUUCUUUGCAUAUUCUAACUUGUGUCUGGUUGCUCCAGUACCAGACAAUGUGUGUGUGGGAUAUGGGAGAAGCCCCUGGCAUUGCAUUGUAAAACAUGACACUGAUCAUUUUUACAAUGUUUUGAUAGGGGAUUGGUUAACCAUUGCAGCAAAAAUGGCAUGUCCACCUUAGCCUGAAUCCAGGUGCCUCCACUCUCUGGCAUCUGCAGCUCCUUAGCACUGCCAAAGCUGUUCGUUCUCUCUUCCCAACAAACCUUAACAAAGAGAAAUCAGAAGGUGAUAAUUACAGAGUAACUGUAAUUAUUAGAGACAGCCAAGUCACAGUGCAGUCAGUGUGGGAGGGAAGCAGAAGUGUGGGGUCCUUCCUAGGAUAGCUCUGCUGAAGCACUCACAAGAUGGAACUUAUUUUCUGUAUAACCACCUCUUAGUACAGCAGGGUUGUCUCUCUAGUGGUUAGAGCAGAGUCAGGAUGCCUGGGUUCUACUCCCAGCCAUGGGGGAGGGGAGUCUAAUGACCAGAGCAGGAGCAGGGAUUGGGAGUCAGGAUUCCUGAGCUAUGCUCUUCGGGAUGGUCAUUUACUAUAUGUUUAUCCAAUACUUAGCACAAUGGGGCCUCUCCCUGGUUGAGGCAUUGCUGCAUUAUGAUGAUGAUUAAUUAUACUAUUCCCAGCUGUGGGAGAGGAGUACUUUCCAGUGGUUAGAGCAGGGGCAACGCUGGGAGUCAGAACUAUUCCACUGCUUUCCUAGACAAGUCACUUCACCUCUCCAUCUCAAUAUCCUCAUCUCUGGUGAGGGUCUAAUACCUAACCUACAGCGAUGCUGUGUGAGGCUUAAUCCCUGAAUGUUUGUAAAGUGCUUUGAGAAGGGCAACUCAUUCAUAAUAUUCUUGUUACUUUAUGACAAAAGUUGGGUGAACUUGCCACGUGUCUGACUGGGGACUUGGCCCUUUGACGGGGUUAGCCAGUGGGAGCGGACAAGCAGAGGUGGGUAGUGGUGCAGAAAUGUUGUUUAUUAUCUGCAUAGAAACAGAGAGACUUUGCCUUUGUGUGUGCAUGUUGGGGGAGGGGCAGCUGCAAAGGAUUCUUCGCCCCCCUGGUUCUUCAGAAGACCCCUGCUCCUCAGGGCUGGUUCUUCCCUUUACUGACUGUACAAUGGAUCAUUCCCACCCCCCAGCUCUGACUGUGACCUUCGUCAGAGCCACCCGUGGCCGAUGUUUUCCUGGCGCCUGUGGCCCAUUGUCCAGGGCCUGGCAAUGACUGAACUGCGCCUGUGGCCUCCAGGGCAUUGUACUGGCCCCUCUGUGCUACAGCAGCAUCCAGGGAUCAGGCUAGAAAAUGGACGGCAACUUCCAAACCACAUGUGUGUUUCUGUGUUUAACUAGGAUUUUCUUGUCUGGCAA
This is a messenger RNA of Gopherus flavomarginatus (Mexican gopher tortoise), 5650 nucleotides long. Its product is annotated as D(1) dopamine receptor-like. The transcript has 2 exons. Gene Ontology annotation, biological process: adenylate cyclase-activating adrenergic receptor signaling pathway. Gene Ontology annotation, cellular component: membrane. Bases 793 to 2196 code for a protein of 467 amino acids. NCBI's taxonomy places the organism in Eukaryota, Metazoa, Chordata, Testudines, Testudinidae. Gene Ontology annotation, molecular function: G protein-coupled receptor activity. The record is from RefSeq and is a predicted model, not a curated record.